Clunio marinus is the source of this 2927-nucleotide messenger RNA. The record is from the annotation of a GenBank genome assembly. NCBI's taxonomy places the organism in Eukaryota, Metazoa, Arthropoda, Insecta, Diptera, Chironomidae.
AUGUGGAUAAUGAGUUAUGUUGAUGAGUUGUCACUUGUACAGUUAGCGACGUCAACGUCAAUCAAAGAUAGUCGACUGCAGAGUCUUAGAAAAUUCUGUCCCGAUAUUCAAACUGAAUUCUGGAUGUGUAUGAAUAGAACGCUUGAAUCGAUUGAUAAAGGAUCGCAUUGGAUUGGACGAUCCUGUUGUUCUCAAGCGUUGCAACCACAAUGUCAACAAGGUUGUGCAAUCUCAGCAUCAACAUUAGAUUUGAGAAGAUUUUGCAGACAAAGUGAUGAAUUCACGCUGUUUUCAUGCAUCGAUCAAAUGGAACGAAAUACUGAAUGUUGUUCAAAUGCAAACACGCCAGACUGUCGACAGAUCUGCCAUCAAAUGUUGUUCGAAAGAAACGGAACAGUCAAAGAAAUGAACGAAAUUCUUCAUCAGAAUUGCAAAGAAAUUAAUGACGAUGUAAUUAAUUGUGUAAAUGACAAUGUUGACACGAGAACGUUGACUAAUUAUGAAGAUUUUCUUCAUUGUUGUCGUUACGGGCAAUCACAGCAAUGCAAAGAUGUUUGUCGAAAUAAUUUGAAUCUUCAAAACUUCACAGAAGGUGAAAUCAUUGACUCGUUUAUUCCAAGCUGUGGCGUCGUCAACUUAUCAUCAGAAUUCUGGACAUGUUUCUUAAAUGGAAAGAAUAAUGCAAAGAAUGUUCAAAAUAUCGAUGAAGUAUCGAGAAUAAAACAAAUCGGAAUCGAUUCUGCGAAACUCCAUUGUUGCGAGAAAGCACAAAGCACACAAUGUCGUCGUCAAUGCUACAACACAUUUUCAGGCGAUCAUCCAUCUUCAAUUGGAAGCUUCGAACUUCAUUGUCUUUAUAAUAACUACGAGAUGAACUUGAAAAGAUGCAUUGAUGAAGUUGAUUUUCCAGCUGAAAUUGGAUGUGACGGACUUUCAUUUUGCAGUCAUUUCAACAAUCGACCGACGGAACUUUUUCGCAAUUGCAAUUCACGAGCUGAUCACGCAGCUUUAAAUGAAUUUUCAAUGUGGAAAGAACAGAAUGUUCUUAGCCUUCCUGGCUUUGAAUUUCCAAUCAACAAUAUUUCGUAUUGUCGUCCAGAAGUGUGGCACACCAUUGCAUGCAUCCUACAAAUUAAACCGACAACUUCAUCGCAACAUUUAACGCAGAUAUGUUGGGAAGACUGUUUUGAUAUUCUUGCGAAAUGCAUGGAUUGGAAGCGCAUAACUGAUUCUGACAUGGAUCCAGCUUCUGUUUGUACAAGACUAUCACCAGAUUCAAAGGCACCUUGCAUUUCGAUCAAACCGUACUUGGAACCAAGCGACAGUCCACAUCUUGAGAAUGAUUUUAAAAUUAUUUCACCAUGUCGUGGACAACAAUGCAAUGCAACGUCAGAGAUUUGUGAAGUUAAUCGUAACAUUAACAAGCCAUCAUGCGUUCAAGGAUGUCCUUUAGGUGAAGCUUCGAAUUAUCUUGUUUCUGUCGGUCAAUACGUAAGAAUUCCAUCUUCAAUCAACAAAGGAUGUUACAAGAUCUGUAAAUGUACAGAAUUCGGACAGAUUGAAAACUGCCAACCAGUGCCUUGCGUGACACCGAAAUCAUGUCAAAUGGGCAACAGAACAAUCGAGCAUGGAAUGUCUGUUAGCAUUGAAUGCAAUGUUUGUACAUGCUUUGCUGAAGAAAUUACAUGUACAAAGAAGCAAUGUAGAAUUGCGGGGAUAUCUGAACGAACUUUUACGACACUUCCAUGUAAUUGUCCACCACAUUAUGUUCCAGUUUGUGGACGUAAUGGAAAAACUUAUCCAUCAGCAUGUCUAGCGAAAUGUGUCGGAUUUAAUGACGCUGAUUAUGAGUUUGGAUCAUGUGAACAUAGAAAUCCAUGCGACAAUCAUGACUGCCCUCAAGGAACGCUUUGUUUUCCCAAUCGUAAUGUGUGCCUGUCAAAUAUGAGUCGACCUUGUCCGCAGUAUCGUUGCGUUUCCGCUAAUGGAGAGAAUUGUUCUUUGGAGCCAAUCACUGAUACUGAAAUGUCAGUUCACUCAUCACUUUGUAGUUUAAUCAGAACAAAUAAAAAGCUUGCUUAUUAUGGAGUUUUUGACGAACAUGUCUGUAGAAGUAGUGGGACAGUUUGUGGUAUCAAUGGUGUCACUUAUAACAGCGAAUGUGAAGCAUUGAGUGAAUUUUCUAUGGUCGAUUAUUUUGGACCUUGCAGGGCUGUUGGCUUGAUUGAUUCAAAAACGAAAUGUUCAUCAGCCAAAUGUCCGAGAAGUCUUCCUGAACAUUGUUUAGGUGUCAUUCCUACUGGUGCAUGCUGUCCUAUUUGUGCUGGAGCUUUGAAGAUCGUCUAUUCAAGAAAGCAAAUCGAUCGUGGAAUUUAUGCUUUGAAGAAUGCUGAUUUGGAAGCGUUAACAUUGAAAUCUAUUUUAAAGUCACUUCAACAGCUUGUGAAAGUCUCGUCAUGCUAUCUCAGCGGUUACCUUACAAUCGAGACUGACAUCAUGGUUAUUAUUUAUACAAUCGACAACUAUCCUCAAAAAGAUCAGAUUAAUGUCUGUCAACAAGAAGCGAUUAAAAUUGCAAAUCUUAUUUCAACUAAAAGUCAUCAUUUUACAAGCAAUUUAGGAUUAUCCUCAUUUAUAUUAGCAAGUUACGUAAGACCAACGGUGUCUUUAUCAUCAGCAAUUUAUUCAUCAUUUUCUUUGCCACUUUUUUAUCUUUGCAUAACAUUUCUACAAAGACUUUGAUGAUGUUUUACUUGUGCCAUGAUUAAGUCAUCGUAUGAAAAGAAAGAAGAAUAUCGAAAUGUGAUAUUAAUUAAUAAUUUUGUAAUUCAUAUCUAAACUCAAUUUAAUGAAAAAACCUAAAACAGACCAAAAAUUUUGUAAAUCGUUUAUCUAGUUUGAUGGACUAAUAAAAUAUGAUUUUAAUG